UCCCGUCCGUUUUCAUAAUUAGACGUCAGAAACAAUCCCUCGCGUUCUUCACCCUCCCCCUCCGCAGUCAUCCCCUACCAUGCUCCUCGUCGCGCGCGUGCGGCGUCCAGCCGCCGCCGCCGCCGCUUCGCGCCUCCACCCGAUCCUACCGCCUUCCGCACCCUUCGCAACCACCACCACCUUUGCCUCCUUGUCCUCCGCCCCCGACCCCGACGCCGUGGCCGCCGAGGUGGCCACCCUCCUCUCCCGCUGCUCCGGCGACUGGAAGCUCGCCAUCGCCGCCUCCGACCUCCCCUCCCGCCUCUGCCCCGCCGCUGUAUCCUCCCUCCUCCUCCGCGGCGAAUCCUCUCCACGCCUCCACCCCAAGCUCCUCCUCGACUUCUUCUACUGGUCCCGCCCCCGCCUCGCGCCCUCGGCGCCCGCCCCCGACGCCUUUGCCCACCUCGCCGUCUCCCUCUGCGCCUCCGCCCUCUUCCCCCAGACCAACGGCCUCCUCGACCAGAUGAUCCGUACCUACCCCGCCCCUCCCCUCGUCCUCAGCUCCGUCCACCGCGCGCUCUCCGGUUCCGACCACGACCGCUCGCCAGUCGUGCUCGACGUGCUCGUCGACACCUACAAGAAGACCGGGAGGGUUCGGGACGCCGCCGAGAUUGUUCUGCUGAUGAAAGAUCUCGGCUUGGCGCCCAGCCUGCGUUGCUGCAACGCGCUGCUGAAGGACCUGUUGCGCGGGGACGCCCUCGAUCUUCUCUGGAAGGUGCGGGGUUUCAUGGAAGACGCCGGGAUCUCGCCGGAUGUGUACACGUACUCGACAUUGAUAGAGGCGUACUGCAAGGUCCGAGACUUCGAUGCUGCCAAGAAGGUGUUUGAGGAAAUGCGUGAGACGGGAUGCAACCUGAAUGUAGUGACCUACAAUAUAUUGAUUGGUGGUCUGUGCAGGUUUGGGGCUGUCGAAGAGGCGUUUGGGUUCAAGAAGGAGAUGGAGGAUUAUGGGCUGGUUCCGGAUGGGUUUACUUAUGGUGCGCUCAUUAACGGUCUGUGCAAGCGUGGCAGGUCAAAUCAGGCAAAGUGCUUGCUGGACGAGAUGUCUUGUGCUGGGUUAAUGCCUAACGUUGUUGUUUAUGCGACUCUGGUUGAUGGGUUCAUGAGGGAGGGCAGUGCGGAUGAGGCAUUUAAGAUAGUCAAGGAGAUGACUGCAGCUGGUGUGCAGCCGAACAAGAUCACCUAUGACAGUCUCAUCCGGGGCCUGUGUAAAUUGGGCCAGAUGGGCAGGGCUGCUGAGAUUCUGAAGGUCAAAGUUGGUCAUAUGGCUGACACAAUCACUUAUAAUCUGGUCAUUGAAGGGCAUCUCCGACAGCAUAACAAGGAAGAAGCUUUUUGCCUGUUUAAUGAAAUGAGGAACGACGGUAUUUCGCCCAAUGUCUACACUUAUAGCAUACUUAUUAACGGGCUAUGCCAAAUUGGUGAAUCAAAAAAAGCAGGUGAUCUUCUUGAGGAAAUGAUUGCAGAAGGUUUAAAGCCGAAUGCAUUUGUUUAUGCACCUCUUAUCUCAGGGUAUUGCAGAGAAGGUAGUUUCUCAUUGGCUUGUGAAGCGCUCAAGAAGAUGACCAUGGCAAAUAUAAUCCCUGAUUUGUACUGCUACAAUUCUCUUAUAAUUGGGCUAUCUAAGGUGGGAAAGAUAGAGGAAGCUGCGGAGUACUACGCCCAGAUGCAGGAGAAAGGAUUGCGGCCUAAUGAAUUCACAUAUGAUGGUCUGAUUCUUGGCUAUAGUAUGACUGGGAAUCUAGAAAAGGCUGAACAGUUACUCCAACAGAUGCUCAAUAGUGGACUAAAAGCUAAGGAUUUUAUAUAUGCUCACCUCCUAGAAGGUUACUUCAAGUUAGAUGAUCUUGAAAAGGUUUCCUCUACUCUUCAAUCCAUGUUAGACAGGGGAGUAAUGCCAGGCAACCGUUUAUAUGGAAUCAUGAUUCACAAUCUGUCCAGAUCUGGACAUAUGGAAGUGGCUUUUAGGGUUCUCUCAGUGAUUGAGAAGAAUGGGUUGGUUCCUGAUUUGCAUAUAUACAGUUCGUUGAUAUCUGGUCUUUGCAAGAUAGCCGACAUGGAGAGAGCUGCUGGCCUUCUUGAUGAGAUGGCUAAAAAAGGAGUAGAGCCUGGUAUUGUAUGCUAUAAUGCCCUAAUCGAUGGAUUUUGCAAGUCUGGUAAUAUUUCUCAGGCUCGUAAUGUUUUGGAUAGCAUAUUAGGUAAGGGAUUACUGCCAAAUUGUGUGACAUAUACAACUUUGAUAGAUGGAAACUGCAAAGUUGGUGAUAUACCUGAUGCUUUUGAUCUGUAUAAUGAAAUGCUAGCAAGAGGGGUAACUCCAGAUGCUUUUGUCUAUAGUGUGCUUACAGUUGGUUGCUCAAAUUCUGGGGACCUUGAGCAGGCUUUGUUUAUAACUGAAGAAAUGUUUCUUAGGGGGUAUGCAAGUGUUUCUUCUAUCAACACUUUGGUCCAUGGUUUCUGCAAACGUGGAAAAUUGAAGGAAACUGUAAAGUUGCUCCAUGUGAUGAUGGACAGAGACAUAGUGCCUAAUGUGCUGACUGUUGAAAAUAUCAUCAGUGGACUUGAUGAGGCUGGAAAGCUCAGUGAAGCGCACACAAUUUUUGUUGAGUUGCAACUCAAGAAAGCUUCACAAUGUGCUACAGAUCACUUUUCCUCAUUGUUAACAGACAUGAUAAAUCGAGGACUAGUUCCUCUAGAUGUGAUACAUAACAUGAUCCAAUUUCAUUGUAAAGAAGGAGAUUUGUAUAAGGCUUUAAUUCUGCAUAAUGCUCUUGUGGCAAAAGGUGCUCUCAUGGACUGCUCAUCAUAUCUUGCUCUAUUGGAUGGCCUUUGCCGGAAGGGCAAACAGACUGAAGCUUUGAAUUUGCUAAAAGAAAUGGAAGAGAUGGGUAUUUGUCCUUCUGAACAUCAGUGCAUGAUACUGUUAAAUAAUCUUCAAACAUCAGGAUAUAUCCAAGAAUACAAUAAAGUAUUUGAUACUAUGUUGUGUCACAAGUGGAUACAAAAAGAAAGCAAAUUCUGUAAUUCGGUUGGUAAUAAUCUGGAAGCUGUGAUAAUAGAAUAACCUUAUAAUAUAAUCCUGAUCCCAUUGUACUGCAACAUUAUGAACUAUUUUUUGGUAGAUGACAAUUUGAACAAGUCAAUUUACUCCAUAAAAUCUUCCUGAUCUCUUUGUGUUGGAAAUCAGAAAACUAUGUGCCUCUGCAAGUACAGGUUGUUCUGUUUGGUGUUCAUACACUUCUAGUUUAGGUAUCACUAGUUGAAGAUGCAAGAACGUUGGUUCAGGUGGUGAGAAUGGUAAUAUUAUAUUUUGCCCCUGUUCUGUGCAGUCUUUUAGAUAUUUUCCUGCUCUGGCCAUGUCAUUCAAUUAUAUAUAUAUGUUUGUUGGGGUAUGCUUUGUAGUGAUUUUUUGCAGUGUCAUCUGCAAUUAAGAUGAUACAAAGAAAUUGAAUGGCGGCUAAUAGCAGGAGUAUGUGUGUGUUAGGAAGUGUUGGGAUAGAUAAGUAUUUAUUUGGUUAUUGUGUUUGUUUUGAAUUCCUAUUCUUCUUUCUCUCUGUUGAUCUUUAUCAUUAGGUAUAGUUGUGCCUACGAGCAGUGAGGGAAGGAUAUCUAAUUCCAACUUCCAAAUGAAAGAUUCAAAUCCUUACACACCUUAUUCAUAGAGGAACAUGUUAUAAAGGUAAGAUGAGUUAAUAGUCUUUUUUUUCCUAUUGUUUACUGGAAACUAAAUUCAAACUUCACGUAGGUUCAAAGUUAUUGUUUAAGACUAAACGCCAUUACAUGAAAAAUGUAAUCUAGAACAAGUGCAUCAUGUUUAUAGAUGGUGUUAAUCCUUUGCUGGAUAAAUGACACUCAUUUUCUAUUUCUUGGCGGUAAGUUAUUUUAUUUUCGUUUUUGUAUUACCAAUAGUUGAUCUAUGUUGUAGUGCCCAUUGAAGUUCGGAAAUAAUAGAAAAUAUGCAUUCUAAUGUGAUGUUUCUGCGCACCUUGUACAACAUAGAUAACUCAGUUUCUUGUGGACAUAUCACUUGAUUGUGCAUUUUCAGCAGGAAAAUAUUACAAGGAGCUAAGCCAGAUCUCUCCAUGGAAAAAAAGAAAAGCAAGAAAGAUUCUCUCUCUCUCUCUCUCUCUCUCUCUCUCUCUCUCUCUCUCUCUCUCUCUCUCUCUCUCUCUCUCUCUCUCUCUCUCUCUCUCUCUCUCUCUCUCUCUUGUGUGGCAUUGGCAUAGCAUCUCUAAGAUCUACAGAUGUUUGCUGAAUGGCAUGGAACAGGCAUUGUAUUUCAAUGUUAAACAUAUUCCCCCCAUAGGUCCCAAGGUUAUUUCCCUAUUUAUUAGUUUUUUGCAUAGUUAUUAAGGUGUUGACUAUUCGACGCCUAGUCAUCGAGGCACUUGCCAUGGCUAUCGACUCGCCUAAUUUGAGUGUAGCGUCUACCUUGCCGUAUAUGGUGUCGAUUAGGCGUUUCCUUACCGCAAUCGACACCAUAAUGAGGGAGGCUGACGUCACAAGAUGCGCAGGUGGAAAAUUGGGAGCGCUUGCAGGAAAGGAAAGAGGUGCGGGAAGGAAAGAGGCAUGGGAAGGAAAGAGGUCACCUAAGACCAGACUCCGCGGUCCGCGUGUUGGGGAAUCAUAUUUCAAAUCCAUCGCCAUCUGCCUUUGUGGCUCCAGACCUCUGCCACCGUCGCCUACUCGCCUCAUGUGACUCAUCCACCAAUCCACCGGUCCCCCACUGUCUGCCAUCCCCCGCGGCUGCCCACUCUACCGGGUCUCAGCUCCCCUGCAACUCUGUAGGCCGCAGCAGUGAUAGCGCAGCUCCAGCUUGUCGACUCCUCCGCAGGUGGCAGUACAAAAACAAUAAUUUUGGGAGGCCCUAUUAAACAGUCGACUGAAAAUCGAGUAAUCAAACUUCAUCACAUUUCGAUGGUUUUCAGCCGUUGAUGGCGAUUGGACGUCUGCCCUUCUCUCUUCUACCUCCUCACGUCAGUGCCUGUUCAUCGUCCACUCCACUGUGCCCAUGGCCAGUGGCGUACCCACCGUUUGGUUGCCUCACCCUCGCGUCCGUCACCAUUGUCUGGCUGACCUGCUACUCUGGACAUCCUUCUGAGCCUGAUGAUCACAACUCGAGCCCUGAAAUCCCGCCGACGAUGAGCUUUAGCUGUCGAUUGUAAAAUCCACUGAGCUCUAGCAAAUGUGAAUAUAUUUUAUGUAUAUAUCUCAUGCCAUCACUGUUCAUAGAAUAAAGUCGUGCAAUUGACGACGAAACUUGUAAACAUGAGUGCAUUGACAGGAUACUUGCGGAUGGCCUCUGAGACUUCGUAUCGUAUUUCCUCAUGUUUUUAUAAAUAUCUUAAUUAAUUCUUACUUGGCUAAUCUUUGAUUAA
Messenger RNA from Phragmites australis (common reed), 5417 nucleotides. RefSeq names its product pentatricopeptide repeat-containing protein At1g63330-like. The record is from RefSeq and is a predicted model, not a curated record. The transcript is spliced from 2 exons. NCBI's taxonomy places the organism in Eukaryota, Viridiplantae, Streptophyta, Magnoliopsida, Poales, Poaceae. Gene Ontology annotation, molecular function: protein binding. Bases 80 to 3103 code for a protein of 1007 amino acids.